Molecule: messenger RNA, 1815 nt
Organism: Necator americanus (New World hookworm)
Lineage: Eukaryota; Metazoa; Nematoda; Chromadorea; Rhabditida; Ancylostomatidae
Exons: 3
Coding region: 1-1815 (604 amino acids)
Biological process (GO): chromatin remodeling
Cellular component (GO): nucleus
Molecular function (GO): catalytic activity
Source: RefSeq, a predicted model, not a curated record
AUGGUGAAAGCUAAGCUCACCAUGGCAUUGCUGCUUAGUUUGGGGAAAAGUCUUUUUGCCACUUCAGCAUAUACACUGCCUCAGUACCCUGCACACUGGGCCCUUCCAUCUCAAACAUCGGACGAUAUGGCGACCGGCGGUGUUGGUUUUGUUGUGCACCCAUCUGUCGUCCAUCUUGUCGAUUCUCACGAGACUCUGUCACCUCGUCUGGCCAUUCUUCGCCUCCGCCCUCUGCGCCAAAAACCCAUCAGUAUCAUCAACUGCUACUCACCAACAUCAGUAGCUGAUGAACCCGAAUUGGACGCGUUUUACGAGGAGCUGGAGGAAGUAAUCCGCAACGAGAAGUCUAUCUACAAAUUCGUUGUCGACAACUUCAACGCAAGACUAAGAGAGGCAACAAAAGAGAAAUACAGGAAUGGAAGAUUUGGACUAGGCGACCGGAAUGAAAAUGACAAUCGUCUUGACGGGCUGUUGUCCGCCGCUCGCCUCUUUCAUGGGAACUCUCUUUUCAUGAAAAAAGAUCAUCGUCGGUGGACAUGGGAGUCGCCCAAUGGCGUGACUCGUGCGGAGAUCGACCACAUACUCACCAACCGGGGGUGGUGUCUACUUGACGUCUCAGUACUACCAUCCUUUUGUAGUGGUUCUGAUCACCGUCUCUUUCGUGCGAAAAUGCGACUUAGCCACACGAUGGAAAAGAACAUCUGCUAUCGGCAACGAAGGAGAAAAGAAGUCUACGACGAUUGCGUACUCGAGGACUCCUUGUCCCAAGGUGACUGGUACAUCGAGGAGAACCCAAACGUGGACUACGAGAUGCUGCUCAGAGGAUUACGAGCUAGUGCUGAACGUGCCUUAAAGCCAAGCACGACAAACUUGGAUCGAAUUUCGAAGACCACCAAGGAAUUGUUGGAGAGAAGAAGGACUUUGAGGCUUGAUCCGAAUGCAUCGCAUAUUGAGCGGUUAGUAGCAAACACUAGCUGCAGAAAAGCGUUGCAGGAGGAUCUUUUCAAAUACAGGCGGAAGAAGAUUCUUGAAGCAGCACAAAGAAGAACGGCUCUAAAGAAGAGCUGCAGGGAUCUCCGCGAAUAUAAUAUUCCGCUAGCAGCCUUGCUGAGCGAAGACGGGACUUGCACGUCUUCUCGUCGAGAGAUGGAAAUCAUUACGGAGAGGUUCUACUUGAACCUUUUCCGUUCAUCAACUCCUGUGUCAAGCCUGAUCAUCCCCACAGGUGAAGCUCCACCACGGAUUCUCCCUUCGGAAAAAGAAAGGAUCCCAGACAAGUGGAAGACCUCGCGAACCGUUGUUAUCCAUAAGAAAGGUGACCGAGAGGAUCUUCGGAACUACCGUCCGAUAUGCUUGUUGAGCGUGUUAUACGAAGUGUUCACCAAGAUCAUCCUCACGCGCAUAUCUAGGACGCUGGAUGAAGCCCAGCCUCAAGAACAAGCUGGAUUCCGCCAAGGGUUCAGCUGCUUGGACCACAUCCAGACCGUGUCGAGUGUCAUAGAGGUUUGCCGGGAAUACCGCCUGCCUCUUGUUCUAACCUUCGUCGUCUAUCAGAAAGCCUUUGACAGCGUAGAAACGAAUGCAAUACUGUCAGCGCUUGUCGAUGAAAGUGUGGACGCGUCGUAUGUGAGGACAUUAGCCAAUUGCUACGAUCGAUGCACGACUAGGAUACAGCUUUUCCACCGCCCUCUCACCAUACCCAUUGGAAAGAAGGUACGACAAGGCGAUACUAUAUCGCCGAAGCUGUUCACUACUGCAUUGCAAUGGAUAAUGAAAUCGCUAUCCUGGGAAGAAAGGGGCAUAUGUGUUGAUUGA